AUGGCAAACUCGUACGACGCAAUUUCCGAACGGCGGCCGUCGCAAGCCUCGGAUAUCUCGGAUUGCUCGUUGGGCUCCAGGAGCCGCCCGCCCGCCCGGCCCGUGCACAGCAUGGCCACAGUCGACCCUGCAGCACCCUCCGCCAAGCGCAGCAUGCUGCUGGGCGGCCUGGCCCUGUCCAUCUGCAUCGUCUCGUUUGUCUUCCAGACAACAAUCACCCGCAAAGUUCAAGAGUCCUUCUCGGCGCCCUACUUCAUUCUCUGGGUCUCGCAUACGCUGUGGAUCGUGCUAUUGCCCAUGCACACGGUCUUUGAGAAGCUGAAGCGCCGGCCGCGCUCGCUUUCUGCGCUGAAGGCCGAGGUUCUGGUUGGGUGUGCGAAAAUUGUCGUGCAGCUGAAGGGCAGGAGCUCGGCUUAUCGGCCCAUCCAGGGAAGUGACCAGGAUAGGGAGCAGCGUGGCGGUCAUGCUGAUGUGCAGGGUGUGCGGCGGCGGCACAAGCUGACCACCGAGGACGACAAUGAAGAGCAGAUUGGCCAGCAAGCCGGGCUGCUGAACGCCUCGGCCUACCUGUGGUACGCAGCACUGAACUUUUCGAGCAUGUCCAAGGUCACCGCCAUCUACAAUAUGUCAUGCUUUUUCGCCUAUCUCUUCUCGAUCCUGCUACUGCACGAGCGCGUGCGUCUCUCCAAGUGCAUUGCUGUCGGCAUCAGCAUCAUCGGCGUUAUUGUCAUGGAAAAUGCCGCUGCCCUGCGCAGCAACGAGCUCUUCGGCGACCUGAUCUCGCUGUGCUGCGCAUGCGGUAUCGGGCUGUAUCAGGUUUUGUACAAAAAGUACGCCGUCCCCUCGGGCUUCCAUUCGCUGUAUCCAUGUCAACUUCAUGACAGCCCUGCUGGGCUUCUGCACCGUUUCGCCAUAUAUUGGUUCCCGGUGCCGCUGCUCAAUGCCCUAGGCAUCGAGCCGUUCCACUGGCCGGAUCGCGAGCAGCUCUGGUUUAUCCUGGCUAACGCCUUCUUUGGCAUUGCCUACAAUGGCGCGUUCAUGAUUGCUCUGGCGCUGACGUCUCCUCUGUUUGCUGCCAUUGGCGUUAUGCUGACUAUCCCAGUCAUGGCUGUUGUCGAUAUGGUGCUGCAGGGGCAGGUGCUGGCGUGGAAUGUGCUGCUGGGUGGCCUCGGUAUCCUUGCCGGCUUCUCCGUGCUCACCUUUGCCGAGUACCAGGAGACUAUGCGCAAGUCCCAGGAGGAAGACUCUAGCGACGAUGCCGGCUCCAACCAAACCAACCUUUGA
Messenger RNA from Linderina pennispora, 1284 nucleotides. RefSeq lists its product as uncharacterized. Gene Ontology annotation, cellular component: membrane. The coding region runs from base 1 to 1284 and encodes 427 amino acids. NCBI's taxonomy places the organism in Eukaryota, Fungi, Kickxellomycota, Kickxellomycetes, Kickxellales, Kickxellaceae. The transcript has 3 exons. The record is from RefSeq and is a predicted model, not a curated record.